AUGCCGCCGUUCCGGUUACCGCCAGGGUUCCGGUUCCACCCGACGGACGAGGAGCUGCUGGGGUACUACCUGCAGCGGAAGGUGGAGAACCGCCUCGUGGACGACGGGCUCAUCGUGGAGGUCGACAUUCUCAAGUGCGAGCCGUGGGACCUGCCCAGCCAGUCGUGCCUCGAAGCCGGCGAGUGGUACUUUUUCUGCGCUCGCGAUAAGAAAUACCCGCACGGGUCGCGCGCCAAUCGCGCCACGGCGAAGGGGUACUGGAAGUCGACCGGCAAGGACAAGCCCGUGCGCAGCUCGCGCACGUCGCGACAAAUCGGGAUCAAGAAGACGCUCGUGUUCUACCUUGGAAGGGCGCCACGUGGCGAGCGGACGGACUGGGUGAUGCACGAGUACCGGCUGGAGCCCGAGGCGCGGUCGCGCAGCGGCCCCGCGGCAGACUACGUGCUGUGCCGCGUUUUCAACAAGAGCGCCGGCGCCGCGGAUACCGCGUUGCCCAUGGAUCAAGACGACGGGCAGCCCACUUCGAGCGAGCCGCCGUGGAAGACGGGAGGAGGCGGAGGAGGAGGUAAUACUCUGGGUGGUGUGUCGCCGACGGGUGUGGGUGGUGCGGGUGGUGCGGGACAGCCCGUAAAGUUUGGGGAGAGCGGAGCUGCGGGAGGCGCGGAGGAAGCGGGCGCGAGCGACGCGGAGUCGGAAGGCGCGCUGACUACCACCACCGACCUUCACCCGUUCUUCCAGGAACCUUCCACCCGCAGCGACGGCACGAACGGCUUCUCCGUCGUUCCCGAGUCGCUACACGCCCCUGCCGCCGCUUACCCGUCCGUGCCCGCUUUCCCCGCUGCAGACGCGUCAUUCGUCCCGCCAGGCACGUUCGGACCGCCGUUGCAGGAACCGGGGUUUCCGGAUUUCCCGUUCGAGCUGCCGCCGGUUACGGAGAUGGGGCACAUGGAGGGCGGCGCGGAGAAUCUGAUGGACAUUCUGGGAUUGGAGGAGGUCGAUCUCGUUUCCGUCGACCCUGCCGCCGCGCCGCUUGUGCCCGUUGCCGCGCCGGAUGUGUCGGCUACUGCGAGCGGGAUUGCGGGGAGCGGAUCGGCGCGGCAGGAGGCGGAGAGCGACGUGGAUGUGGACGGAUUGUGGGAGAACAUUCAUUGGCAAGCGGGCGCUGCGGCGGCGGGACACGUGGCGGAGCAUGGGGCGGACCACGUGGCAGAGGCGGAGGAGUGGAAUAUACCGAUGGAGGGCGGCGAGGAGUGGUUGGGCGAGCAGCUGCCGGCGUUGAAUCUCCCCGAAGGCAUCUCCAUCGACGACUUCCUCGAAGACGCGCUCGUCGCCGACGACCUCUACGAAAACCACGCCGCUCUUCCCGCCGCUCCUGCUGUUCUCGCUGCGCCGGGUGCGCGUGCGAUGGCUGCACCCGGUGGUUUCGCACCUGCUGCCCUUGCUGGCGCAGUUUUCGGCGCCGCGGCGGCCGCGCCCCUGCGAUCAGCGCGCGCCGCAGGCACAGCCACCAUUGCAGCCGCCGCCGCAGCGCUGGCGAAGGCCAAAGCGGCACAGGGCGCAGCCGCAGCAGCAGGGGGAGGCUUCCCACCUCUCGCUGCCGCUUCCAAUUCCGGCCUCGCUCGCUUCGCCGCCGCUCCCGUGGGUGCCACCGCCACGAGAGCGCUCGUGCGUCCGAGGUCGCGGCCUGUGCGCGCUGCUGGCGCCGUCAUGCCGGCCGCCGGCGCGUCGGUGGCAGGGCGACGCGUGCGCAUGCAAGUGUUCAACCCGCCGCAGCUGGCGGGUGGCGGCGGCGGAGCGCGGCUGGCGAGCAGCGGCAGUCGCAGUGGCGUGCCGUCGUUGAAUCUGGACGCGCGCCCAACUCCUCACGUGCACGCGCAAGCGCGUCUUGCCCAGGCCGGUGGAAGUUUGAAUGAUGAGGACUGUCUGAUGGGGUCGCAAGAGUGGGCUAGGGGGAUGGAUCAGCAUGAGGGCAUGGUAGCAGCAACACCCGUAGCAGCAACACCCAUAGCAGCGUUUGACGGGCGGGGUCUGGAUUCACGUAUGGAACUCAGCGCCGUUGCAGACGUCACAAUGCAUUUCGGCGUGGAAGACGUGGAAGGACACGGGGCGCGGAUGACACACCACCCUGCUCACGCCCACACGCAUGCUGGUGCGGGUGAUUAUGCUCCUGCUGCCGGCGCCGCUGCUGGCGCCGCUGGUGCUGCUGCAGACGGUGCGUUUGGUGGUGCUGCUGGGCCGGCAGGUGCGCUGUGGGUGGUGGGGCAAGAGGAGGAAGGAGUACGGAUAUUGCCCGUGCCACAGGGCGGCGCGGCAGAGGACGGUGUGGUCGAGGGUGGUGCUGUAGGGCUAGAGCCGGUUCGACUGCAUGCACAUGUGAUUGAAGCGCUUGCGUUACAGCCACACCCGUUACAGGAGCGGGGAGGGCACGCGGAGAUGGAAGGGGAGGCGGAGUGGGCGGGACUGAAUGAUCUAGUGCUGGUUGGUGACGCCGCUACCCUCGCUGCUGCCCCUGCCGCCCCUCCUCCCCCUGCCGCCCUUGCAGCCCCUGCUGCCCUUGCUGCCCCUGUCGCCCCUCCUCCCCCUGCCGCCGUUGCAGCCCCUGCUGCCCUUGCUGCCCCUGCCGCCCCUCCUCCCCCUGCCGCCGUUGCAGCCCCUGCUGCCCUUGCUGCCCCUGCCGCCCCUCCUCCCCCUGCCGCCGUUGCAGCCCCUGCUGCCCUUGCUGCCCCUGUCGCCUUUGCCGAUCCUGCAGGUGCAGCUGGUGUUCCUGUAGCGGAUGUUUCCCUAGCGGUCGAGCCUUUAGCUGGUCUUCCUCUAGCUCAUCAUUUGUUAGAGCCCCCUGUUCCUGGUGCUCCUGCCAGGGCUGCUGCCGCCCUGCCUCGCGCGGCACCAGCCCCACGUGUGGCCGCUGGGCCGCAUCUAGCCCCUCCGCCCGUCCCUGCUGCACAAAUGGCCGCUCCUGCUGCUGCGCCUGCAGCUCCUGCCUUACCUGCCGCAGCGGGGGGAGUGCUUCCGGCCCCUGCAGGAGCAGCGGAGGCGGGGGCAGGCGGAGCAGCAGCUGGUGCCGUGGUGCUUGGGGCGGCAGCAGGGCGUGCGGUGGUGGAAGACGGAGGUGCGGCGGCUCUUGACGUGCAUCAUGAUCCAAGAAUGCGGGAGCACGGAGGAAGGGAGGAGCGUGGAGGAGUAGAGGGGCAUGGAGGGGAGGGAGGCAUGGAGGGUGAGAUGAUGGAUGGUCAUGGUGAUGGCGAGAUGGUUGGCGGUGGCGACGGCGAGGGAGGUGCAGGGGUGGUUGUUGCAGGCGGCAGGGAGAUAUUACUCGCAAGACAGCAGCCUCUGCAGCAGGCGAGGCUGCAGGUAGGAGGAGGUGGCGACGUGGCUGGCCGCCACGAGGCUCAGUUCAACGUUCCACAGCAUGAGGAGAGGGGAGAUGCAGAUGUGAGGAGAGGCAGGGCAGGGCGGAGUAGGAGCAGUGAAACCCCGAUGGAGGCGGAGGGGCCAGCAGGCCCCACUGCAGCAACUCCAUCCCAGAUGAUGCCGACACUUAGUGUGCUGCCAGCCGGCAGCGCUGCAGCACAAGCGGUGUGCGCUGGUGGCCUUGAGCGCGCUUUUAAGACUUCAAAUAUUGCUCAAUCCGACGACGCUUCCGUAGCACAGGCGGAGAAACUUACAACAGCAGCAGCAGGCAUUUCAGCAGCUGCUGUUAAAUCGCUGGUCGUGGCAGCGUCUGCUGCAACAGCCAGUGCUGCUUCCUCAGACUGCGUAAGUGCAGUCGAUGCAGUGGAUUCAGUGGCACAGCUCGCAGUGCAUCCUUUGACGCCUGAGCUAGAGGAGGCAGCAAGGGAGGAGGAGAUUGGCGACCAGUGGUGUGUGUGUGCGCGCACCCGGCCCAUAGCAGACCUCAUCGCACAGUCCAAGAAGACACGUGGGCAGCGCCACCCGUGGCAGCAGUUCCUGCCCACUCGCCGCUCCAUCAACCUCGGAGCUGUUGCUCCCACAGCAGCAGAAGCAGCACCAGCAGCAACAGCAGCAGCAGCAGUGACAGUUGCAGCAACAGCAGCAGGGGCAGGGGCAGGUGUAGAGGCGGAGGCGGCACCAUCCAAAGCAGGAUCAGAUUCAGCAGCCUCCGUCCUCCAGCCCGUGAAGCCUCGUGGCCCAGCAGGGCCAGCGACGGUAAUUUCCAAGGGAGGGCGCGUGGGGGGAGGCAGGCCGAUGCACUCGCUGUCGCGUGCCGGGGCAGGAGGGGGAGGGUCAAGGCCGGCUGGGGGCCUGCGGCCCGCUCCCCGGUACCUGAGCGGCGUGCUGCAGCUUCUGUCCGCCCUCCCUGCUCGCCCUGCCCAUGCUGCUGAGCUGGCUGCAGGCAGAGGGGCGGCAGGUGGCUUGCAGGGUGAGGGAGCUUCAGGGGAAAAGGGCGGUGGGGUGGAGAAGCAGGUGGAGGUAGAGGAGUGGAGCGAGGAGGAAGAGGAAGAGGAGGUGUUUGAGUCGCGCUGGUGGGUGGACUCCGAAGGGAGGGUGGUGCACAAAGACAGGCUGCUGGGGGUUAGUGGCAGGGGAUGGAGAAGUGGGAGAGGAGCCUUAGAGAUGGAGGAGUGGGAGGUGGAGACAGAAGAGGUUGAGACAGAGGAGAUUGAAUCAGAGGAGGUUGAUGUAUUGUCGUCUGUGGUGACUGAUGAGGAGAGUGCUGACCCUGACUUGCAGGACACUGCCAGCAGUGGAGGGUCCGUGGGGUCUGGCGGAAGCAGGCAAGUGGCUAAGCAAGUGGGGAGUAUCGAGGGGAGGAGUAAUGGCAGGACGAGCAGCAGCAGGGUGGUGCGGCGGCACAGAGUGACGGUCGCCACGGGGUGGGUUGAGCGGCCGCACCAGGCAGACAGAACUCUAACUCUGCUUGCAAAAAAAAAAAACAUGGCCAGGGCCAAAGGUUAUGGUCCUGUGAAGGCAGAGUUGAGUGGCAGUGUGGGCAGCAAGGGGCAAUUGAGAGAGCUGGAGGAGCUGGGGGAGUUGUCGCCCUGGACGCUGCUUGCUCUGCUGCUGCGGCCGCUGGUGGUGGCCGUGAGGCGAUGGCUUCAUGAGCAGAGGCUGCUGCUGUGGGUGGCUGUGGCGUUGUGUUGUGUUGCUGUGGGUGUGCUCUUGGCACCUGCGUGGCGUGUUCUGCCUCGCUUCGUGGCCGUGUGA
This is a messenger RNA of Closterium sp. Naga37s-1, 5166 nucleotides long. The record is from the annotation of a GenBank genome assembly. Lineage: Eukaryota; Viridiplantae; Streptophyta; Zygnematophyceae; Desmidiales; Closteriaceae.